Molecule: messenger RNA, 1624 nt
Organism: Tetranychus urticae (two-spotted spider mite)
Lineage: Eukaryota; Metazoa; Arthropoda; Arachnida; Trombidiformes; Tetranychidae
Product: DDB1- and CUL4-associated factor 4
Cellular component (GO): Cul4-RING E3 ubiquitin ligase complex
Molecular function (GO): protein binding
Source: RefSeq, a predicted model, not a curated record
UUUCCCUAAAUUGAUAAACAAUUUAAACCCAAAUUGUUUUGUUAUUAAUUAUUGAUAACUAUUUCUUAUCUUUCAAUUAUUUACUUGUUUAUUUUUAUUGAUUAGCUUGUUGUAUAGUUUUUAAUGUUUACCGAUUUCUUCAAGUGAAUGGAAAGUAACAUGCAAAUUGAUGGGUUCUACUAUGAUCCCAUUAAAAAGCGUCACUUUCGAAUCUUAAACAACAAUAAAUUUCAUCCACUUAUCAACACCCAAGUCAAAUCCGAAGUUAAACCGUCUGGUCCAAUGAAAAAUUUUUGCAGUGAACUUUCUCGUUUACAUAUUAAUCGUAGCAGUUUCAAUGUUCAAGAAUGCCUAUUAUCUGCUCGGUUUGCUCAGAUGGAGUGCACCAAAAUUAAUACACUGGAAGUUAAUGAUUUUAGAGGAAACCCGAUGAAAAAUAUAAACUGUGAUUAUCUUAUUGGUGAACCAGAAAAUGAUUCCCUUUAUGGAGUAUGGAGCUCACCAGAAGGAACUGGGUCAAUUAUACAGCGACUUAAAGUAUCUAAUAAUUCAGAAAGAUCGGAUCGACAGUUUGACUGGCGAAGUCGGUCAAUGAUCAACUCUUUCCCAAGCGGAAGCAAAGUCGAAGAUUUGUGUAUGGUUCAAAUAACGGGGUCGCCUUGUUCAGCUGUGAUGUGCUUAACUAACCAUUGUAAAAAAGAUUUGACCACUUAUUCUUCUCUAGGAAUAUAUUAUCUCAGCAAUGAUACUCAAAUUGAGAAUCACUUACAGACCGAAGAUUGUAGUCUAAAUUAUGAAUUUUGGGAACCUGCCUACAGUUGCUGUCCUCACACCUUGCAAACAUUAGCUAUUGGUGGCAAUAAGCACAUCCGUCUAUUUACUCCUUUAUACAUCAAUACCAAUCGUACAAGCAAUGAUCACACUCUAUUGGAAGUGAAAGGCAAAGCAACAUCAUUAAAAUUUUCUCAGGAUGGUAAAAGACUUUAUGCAGGAACAAAUAAUGGAUAUCUUGUUUCAUUUGAUGUCACCAACAAGAAACGUAUUGAAACAUGUAAUCUCAAAACAAAAACUAUCGCUUAUUUGCAUCCUCUCAAAAACGGCAAUCAAUUGAUUGUUUCCUGUCAUGAUAGCAAACUAUUACUCAUGGAUAACAGAAAUUCGAGGUCACCUAUAAUUACGUAUUCUGAUCAUGUUAAUGAUUGCAAAAAGAUUCCAGUUAGUGUCGAUGAAUCAGUGGAUGUUCUCUGUUCUUCUGGGCAAGAUUACAAAAUUCGACUUUGGUCUCUCAAGUCUGGUAAAUUGUUACACGAAAUACCACCUCCAGAAAAUCAGUUCAGUAAUCCAAUGGUUGAUGAUCCUACAAUGCUGUAUUCUUGGUAUUCACAAUCUUGGAAAAGUCUCAAAGGCGAACCUCGUCCAAUGAUUUUUACUUGUAUGAAAGAUAAAAUAAGCAUCUACCGUCAUAAAGAUGAUAGUUAAAGAUUGGCCUAAAACAAUGGAAGUGGAAAAUUUACUGUGUACUUUAAAAGAAAUUAAAACUGUACAACAUUUACGACUCUGGACAGUUUAAAAAAGCAAACUUGUAGUUCACAAAACAGAUGAAUAAACAAUUCCUUUUGGUUAA